GCUUUUUGCACAGUGAUAACUCUGAAGCAACGACUCAUCAUCCCCUCUAAAACCCACUCCCUUAAAACCCUCGUACAAUUCAUCUCCUACAUCUUUAAAAAAAAAAACUUGCCUUCUUUUACUCAUCUCUACUCUUCUCUUUCACAUGACCUCAAUUUUUUUGUCUUUUAAUGGACCAAAAAAGUAAACUGCUUUUUCUUCUUUUAUGAUGAUAAAUUCAUUCAUAUCAUAUCAUAAAAAAGCAAAAAAAAAUCCCAUUCUGCCAUGAACAGGACUUUGAUCAGAUACAGAAAAUUAAAGAGAGAAUCCAACUCUAUUUUUUGAUCAUCAUGGUGAAAAUAUAAAAGUGAUAAAAAUCCCAAAUUUAAAUAAAAAAUUUAAUAAUUUUUUUUAUGGGACCCUUAAAACCUGCAAUAGAAAUGAGUGGCACUGCACCAAGUAAUGUUUUUCUUCUCUCUACAUUUUCUCUCUCAUCCUCUGAUAUUUCCCCUGUUUUUUGCUCUUGUGUUAUGUGUGUGUGGUUCUUCUUCUUCUCUUUAUCCUGAUUAAUGGGUCCAUUCUCUGCAUAUUGAAUGAAAUCCCCUUUAAAUUUUUCUUGGCUUUUUGAACAUUAUAUGUAUAUUCCUUUCUUUUAAUUGGUCUAUCUAAAAUGGGUAGCCUUUUUUUUGGACUUACACUUGUGUUUUUACUUUGAAUAGUUAUACUACAGUAUUUUUUAUUGUGAUUUUCAAAUAUUUCCUCUAAUGGCUUAACUUUCUACAUUUUGGAUUUUUGCUACUCAUUUAGUUGGGUUGUUGGUUCUUGAAAGAGAAGGGGAAAAAAGAAUCCCAUUUUCCUGUUUCAUUUUACUGUUUUUCUUUUUGUUUUGUGAAAAUCAGUGGGUAAUUAAUACUCCUGUUUAUUUGAAUAAUAUUACCCGCCUACAUAUUUCUAUUUCAUUGGAGUAUGGUUUUUGUGUAAUUUUAGUAAGGUGGGGAUUUGAAGUAACUAGGAGUACUUCUCUUCUCAAGUCUUUUUCUAAACCCUGGUUCCUUUGUUUCUGACUGAAUCUUUUGGGUUAAAACUAGCCAAAACUUGAAACUUACUAGUCUCGUUUUAAGGCCCUUCAGUUUAGUUUCUCUAAGUCCAAAAGAACGAAGCUUGAUUCGAGCCUGAUCCACAGGUUUUUAGUGGAGAAAGUUGUUUUUGGAGUAUCAAGGGAUUUUUAUAAUGCUCAAAACAACAAACAAAGAAAGAAAGAGUUCAGUUGAAUUCUGAAUUAUCACUCUUUUGAGGUGCGUGCCUAUUGGUUCUGGAAGUCGAAGAAUGUGAAAGCUUGCAUGGUCCCCUGCAGUCAAGAAUGGUCAUCUGAAUGCGCGUAAUCUGAUUGUGGCUUUCUCCUGAAUGUUAAGAUAGAUACACUGCUGAAAGAUCAUGGAGAGCGAGCCACACAUGCAAUUAGAUCAUCCUAGCUGUAUACCUACAGUCAUUGACGGAUUCCCUUCUCAAACAUUGUCAGAAUCACAUCUUCGAACCACUUUUUUUCAACUAAACACCCAGAAUGAUGAUAAUAGUAGUAUGCAUGGAUUUCCAUUACUUCCAUCAUUUCAAGGGCAAUCCUUCAGAGAUAUUCAUGCUGAUAAAACUGUCAGCUAUGAUGGAUCGAUCAAUAGAGGUAACUCUAAUCUUCAAGACCUUUGCUUGGGAGGUGCUAGUUUUGCUUCUGGUUCAUUACCUACUAUUCUAAACAGCAGAAAUGGACUCAAUAAUGAUGCAAAUAAUUCAGUCAUCUCUCUUCAACAAGAGGUAGUUCCAUCUGAAUCUCUAAGAGCCAUGUUCUCAGGCGGGUGCUCCUACGCCUCAAGUUCCUCCAUCCCAAUCACGCUGAACUGUGGUUAUGAUGGUUCAUUUGGCUAUGACAGAUUUCUGAUGCAACAAGAGAUGAACUGGAGAGCAUCAGCAUCCGGGUUGGAACCUAUACGGUUCAACGAGAGUCAAGAUGCACAUAAUGGAUGGGUUUUGCCAAGCUCAGAAAAUGUUUGCACAAGUCAUCCUUAUGGAACUUCUACAUCUCAUAAUGAGCUCUCUCUGAGUCUUGCUACUUGUAGGCCUUCUCUUCCUUCAGACUUGACCAAGUUAGGUUCAGAUCACAGUUCUCACUGUAGCAAGGAGCUCUCUCUUGGUUGCACUUCGAAUAGUAGGUCUGGCCAGUUUUCUCCAAUAGUAUCAGGUUCGAGAUAUCUUUCUGUGCUUCAGCAAAUACUUUCAGAAGUCGCAAGUUAUUCACUUGACAGUUUAGACAAGACCAGUAAUUGCAGUGGCAAUUUAGGGAACUCGAGUUUAAAUCUUCCAUUCACUUCAGAUCAUAUCUGUGAUCCUGGUUCUUCAUCGAAGGAUGCCAAUGAGUUACAUGAUGAUGGAUCAUUUGAAGUUCUAGCUGGAAGUUCAAAGAAGUCACAGAUGUUAGCUUUGCUACAGAUGGUUGAUGAUCGCUAUAACCGCUGCUUAGAUGAGAUACACAUGGUAAUCUCUGCAUUCCAUGCUGCAACUGAGCUUGACCCUCAACUGCAUUCUUGUUUCGCUCUUCAAACAAUCUCAUUCUUCUACAAAAAUCUGAGAGAAAGAAUCAGCAAUCAAAUCCUAGCAAUGGGAAUGGAUAAUACAAGUGUGAGAGACAGUGUGGUAUCAGUUGACAAAUCCUUCAUGUCAAAGCAGUGGACGCUCCAGCAGUUGAAGAGAAAAGAUCAGCUAUGGAGACCUCAGAGAGGCUUGCCAGAGAGAUCUGUUUCUGUAUUACGAGCAUGGAUGUUCGACAACUUCCUUCACCCAUAUCCAAAAGAUGCAGAGAAGCACUUGCUUGCCAUUAAAAGUGGAUUAACAAGGAGCCAGGUUUCAAAUUGGUUUAUCAAUGCUCGUGUUCGUCUCUGGAAACCUUUAGUAGAAGAAAUGUGCUCAGAGAUAAACCGCAAAAAGGGGAUCGUUCGCCAAAAUGAUGAAGGAACCAACAACACUAGUAAUAGUAGAAGCCAGUUAAGAAUCUAUGACUUCGACCAAAGGUUCAGCAAUUGAAUUGAGCUCAAGCUAAACUUGAGAAAAGGGCAGGGCAGUUACUGGUAGACUCUAGUUACUUGGCAAGGUGAAUAUGAAUAUAUGUUAGUAGUAUGUUACAUAUGGCUAUGUAUAGUUAUUAGCAUUUGCCUAGAAAAUUAAUGCAAUUGUACAUAAAAUUCUUAUAUGAAGACUCCAGUGGUUCCUGAGCUGCUACAAUUUUACCGGCUUUCAUAGGUAUCUGGAAGUUUGCUGUAGCAUUUGGGGGUAGGAUCACAUAUUGGUAAUUUUGUAUGGGUUUUUUGAUGAAUUAAAAGUUGGCUAAUUUUAUGUGUUA
This is a messenger RNA of Beta vulgaris subsp. vulgaris (sugar beet), 3364 nucleotides long. Its product is annotated as homeobox protein ATH1. Bases 1414 to 3048 code for a protein of 544 amino acids. Gene Ontology annotation, biological process: regulation of transcription by RNA polymerase II. The transcript is spliced from 6 exons. Gene Ontology annotation, molecular function: RNA polymerase II cis-regulatory region sequence-specific DNA binding; DNA-binding transcription factor activity, RNA polymerase II-specific. The record is from RefSeq and is a predicted model, not a curated record. NCBI's taxonomy places the organism in Eukaryota, Viridiplantae, Streptophyta, Magnoliopsida, Caryophyllales, Amaranthaceae.